CUUAGGCGACCAGUGUUUUGCAGUGUUUACAUUUUGCUGCACAAUUUCCCUCCAUUUGUUUUCGUCUCCAACACGUUCUUUAUUCGAUAAGGCGCAAUUGUAACAAAAAGUUGGUUAUUGAAACUGUCUGUUGCCAUGGCUUCUUUUCUUUUGAGAUAUUCUAGCUCACUUCGUUUAAUCUCAGCGUCGCAAGUGAGCCAAUUCAGAUGUUUGCAUAGACAGCCUCUUGAUCCUGAGUGGACAGCCUUGGCAAAAAAACAGUUGAAAGGUAAAAAUCCAGAGGAAGAACUUCUCUGGUAUACAUCAGAAGACAUCACUUUGAAACCAAUCUACACAAAAAAGGAUGUUGAAGGGCUUGAACAUGAGUUACCGGGAAAGUUUCCUUAUACUCGUGGUCCAUAUCCUACAAUGUACUCCCAAAGGCCAUGGACAAUCAGACAGUAUGCAGGUUUCAGCACAGUCGAGGAAAGCAACAAGUUUUAUAAAGAAAACAUUAAGGCUGGUCAACAAGGUUUGAGUGUGGCUUUUGAUCUUGCCACUCACUGUGGGUAUGACUCUGACAAUCCACGAGUUUAUGGUGAUGUAGGAAUGGCUGGAGUGGCUAUUGACAGUGUUGAGGACAUGAAAGCACUCUUUGAUAGUAUUCCUCUAGAGAAGAUGUCUGUCUCUAUGACAAUGAAUGGGGCUGUGAUUCCAGUUUUGGCAAUGCAUAUUGUUGCUGCCGAAGAACAGGGUGUGAAAGCGGAACUCUUAUCAGGGACGAUUCAAAACGACAUUUUAAAAGAAUUCAUGGUUAGAAAUACCUACAUCUACCCUCCAGCUCCCUCCAUGAGAAUCAUUGGUGAUAUCUUUAGUUACAUUUCUGCGAAAAUGCCCAAGUUCAACUCAAUCAGUAUAUCUGGUUAUCACAUGCAAGAGGCUGGUGCCACUGCAACUCUUGAACUGGGAUUCACUAUGGCCGAUGGCAUUGAAUACUGUCGAACAGGCUUAAAAUCAGGUUUAACAAUCGAUGCGUUUGCACCACGUCUUUCUUUCUUCUUUGGCAUUGGAAUGAAUUUUUACAUGGAAAUCGCCAAGCUAAGAGCAGCUCGUCGUCUCUGGGCUCAUUUGCUCCAGGAAAAUUUCAGUCCAAAGAGCCAAAAAUCGUUGGCAUUGAGGACUCAUUGUCAGACGUCUGGCUGGUCACUGACUGCUCAAGAUCCGUAUAAUAACAUUGUCCGCACGACAGUUGAAGCUAUGGCUGCCGUUUUUGGUGGCACCCAGUCCCUUCACACCAACUCAUUUGAUGAAGCUUUGGCUUUGCCUUCCAAGUUUUCUUCCCGCAUCGCUCGUAACACACAAAUCAUUCUACAAGAAGAAACAGGAAUACCAAAGAUCAUCGAUCCAUGGGCCGGCAGUUAUAUGAUGGAGAACCUAACUGAUGAGGUUUACAACAAAGCAAAACGAAUUGUGGAUGAAGUGGAGCAAAUGGGUGGUAUGGCCAAAGCUGUAGCUUCUGGCUGGCCAAAAUUGAAAAUCGAAGAAUGCGCAGCUCGUCGCCAAGCUCAAAUUGAUUCCGGCUAUGAAACAAUAGUUGGAGUAAAUAAAUAUCAACCCGAGAACCCGGAGCAAGUAGACGUUUUGAUGAUCAACAACGAAGAAGUUCGAAACAAACAAAUUGAUAAAAUCAACAAGGUUAAAGCAACCCGUGAUUCGGCCAAGGCAGAACAGUGUCUCAAAGCGAUAACAGAUUGCGCUGCCGAUGCCGAGGGCAAUUUAUUGGCCUUGGCCGUCGAGGCUUCUCGUGCUCGCUGCACCGUAGGCGAAAUAACCCAAGCCAUGGAAAAAGUGUUUGGUCGUCACGUAGCGCACGACACGAUGAUAUCUGGGGCCUAUAAAAGUGAAUUCGCCGACAAGGAGCAGUUUGAAGUAGUCGCCAAAAAGAUUGAUGAGUUGGUGGCCUUAGAAGGUCGUCGUCCACGCAUCCUGGUCGCCAAGAUGGGACAAGACGGACAUGAUCGUGGCGCUAAAGUUAUCGCUACUGGAUUCGCUGACCUUGGCUUCGAUGUUGACAUCGGCCCUCUAUUCCAGACUCCGCGUGAAGUUGCCCAGCAAGCCAUCGACGCUGACGUUCACGUCGUCGGAGUUUCAUCGCUGGCGGCUGCCCAUCGGACUCUUGUACCCGAAUUGAUUAAGGUCUUGAAAGAGAUGGGCAGAUCAGAUAUUCUCGUAGUCGUCGGUGGUGUUAUUCCGCCACAGGAUUACGACAUGGUUUUCGAAGCUGGAGCGUCUGCCAUUUUCGGACCUGGCACCAAGAUUCCGGUGGCAGCGCUGCAAGUCGUCAACUUGAUUAUCAACGGAUUGAACCGAAAAACUGAGUCAUCCGCCAAUUAAGUAAACACCUUAAACAGAUUAGCAUUUUUCUAAUUACCCCACAAGUUGAUGUGUCCAACAAUCAGAGAUGUUAACGCGAUUUUUUCUCCUAAUCUUUUUUAUGUUUUAGCCGUAAUAUAAAGUUGGAAUAUAGUGAG
Molecule: messenger RNA, 2510 nt
Organism: Daphnia pulicaria
Lineage: Eukaryota; Metazoa; Arthropoda; Branchiopoda; Diplostraca; Daphniidae
Product: methylmalonyl-CoA mutase, mitochondrial-like
Exons: 14
Coding region: 136-2373 (745 amino acids)
Cellular component (GO): mitochondrion
Molecular function (GO): methylmalonyl-CoA mutase activity; metal ion binding; cobalamin binding
Source: RefSeq, a predicted model, not a curated record